Molecule: messenger RNA, 459 nt
Organism: Iphiclides podalirius (scarce swallowtail)
Lineage: Eukaryota; Metazoa; Arthropoda; Insecta; Lepidoptera; Papilionidae
Source: the annotation of a GenBank genome assembly
AUGUUCAUCAGACAGUAUUUUUCCAGUAGUGGGGAAGGAGACGUGUCCACUAUCCACUACGCCAAUCAGCGUGCGAAGUUAUUGGGCGAUGGCGUCUACCGGUCGGGCCGCUCUGCUGGGAAGCUGCGCCUCUUAAUUGUAAACAAGAGCUUUUUCGAUUGGUGGGCGGCAGAGCGCGUGCGCCGGCCGACAUUGACGGGCGUCCAAAUGCGAAAGCCGCCAUCGAUCGUCCACUCGCUACGCCGCUGCAAUGUUACGUCCUCGGGCGGGGUGCGCGCGUGCGGCGUGCGGCGGGCGGGGCGCGGGGCGCGGGGCGUCCGGGCCGUGAGGGGAGCGGCGGGGGGCGGGCGGCAGGCGCGUGCGCGGGGCGCGUGGGGCGCGGGCGGCAGACGCGCCGCGAUGGUGGGCCGCGACAGCCGCACGGUGAGCGCGGCGCGCGACAUGGCGCCGCGGCAUGAG